This is a messenger RNA of Telopea speciosissima, 1374 nucleotides long. RefSeq lists its product as uncharacterized. Lineage: Eukaryota; Viridiplantae; Streptophyta; Magnoliopsida; Proteales; Proteaceae. The record is from RefSeq and is a predicted model, not a curated record. The coding region runs from base 44 to 1027 and encodes 327 amino acids. The transcript has 2 exons.
GAAGGAAGGAAAAUGGGAAAGGGUCGUCAGCACAGAGCACACAAUGGCUCCAUCGAAGGGGGUUGUGAUUACAGUCCCAGUGCUUGUGCUCUCUGUGGCUUCGGCUGCCAUCUUCCUCUUCUUCCUCCUCUCCUCUCUCUCCUCAUGCUCCUGCCCCACCACCACCACCACCACCACCACCACCUCCACCUCCACCGCCACCACUGCCUCCGUCAACAAGAGAUCCACAACGGAUCGAAUCUCUCCAACGUCAGAAGAUAUUGCGUGGGUGAGAGAUCAAAUCCAGCGGAACAACCUACAUAUGCAACUCAAUGUUCUCCGCAAGGGCAUCAACCCUCGCACCCGUGCCCAACAGCUCCAAGAUUUGAACCAAUUCAAGGGUAUCUCGCACUACGAAGGGGAUGAAGCGAGCAACCACACUUCCUUGCCAUGCCCUGGGGAAUUACUCGUGGAGGAACACCACAGCAACUAUGGGGAACCUUGGGCUGGAGGUCGCGAUGUGUUUGAGUUCCUUGCAGAGUCAGUUCAGCUGAAGCCAGACGCACGUGUCCUUGAGAUUGGAUGCGGGACGCUUCGCGUUGGACUGCAUUUUAUCCGUUACCUGGUUCCAGAGCACUUUCAUUGUCUGGAAAAGGAUGAGCUUUCUCUUAUGGCGGCAAUUAGGUAUGAGCUCCCAUCUCAGGGUCUCUUGUACAAGCGUCCUCUGAUUGUGAAAGGCGAGGGUAUGGAAUUCAGUAGGUUUGGAUCGGGAUUCCUGUAUGAUUUGAUCUAUGCAAGUGCUGUAUUCCUUCACAUGCCGGAUAAGCUCGUUUGGGUGGGAUUGGAGAGGCUGGUGACUAGGUUGAAACCUUAUGAUGGCCGGAUCUUUGUCUCUCACAAUAUAAAGUUCUGUUCUCGAUUGGGGGGAGAGGAGUGCACAAAGAAGCUGACGAGUAUAGGGCUUGAGUAUCUUGAAAAACAUACCCAUGAUAGCUUGCUCUUCAACCACUAUGAGAUUUGGUUUGAGUUCAGACGAUCUAAGGUUUAGAGCUGUCACCCAUUCUUUGCAGAUUGAGAUUCAGUUGGUUGUGAUUCACACUGAAGGUUGAUAAAUUUAGUUUUUAUGUGCUUGGGUUUCCAAUUGAUCCUUCCAUGACAUUCUGGGGCCAAUGAAGCUAGAAUACUAACCAUGAAGCUGCUGAUAUGCCAGUGGACCAAGGAUUUGCAAAGAAGUUGGGACUCAACUGUUUAAUUAUGGAAAUGCAUCUGUAACUUUAUUUUCGAGGUAAUUUUUUUCAAAAUGAAUACAAUGGGAUAGAUUAGCAUGCCAUAAAGUAGAAUGUUUUGGGUUGGAAUUAUGUUAGCCACUAUAAUGAUAUUUUUGGAUCUCUUUUG